GGACCAAACUUCUAUCUAAUUCCCACGUACGUCCUUCCUUCCCUUCUUGACCAAAUUCCCUAUAUAUAUAUUAAUGUCAAACGUCUAGACAGACUACCUUUCAAAAAAAAAAAAAAAAAAAUUUCUAGACGGAGAGAAAGAUAGGACUUUAAAGUUCCAUCGACAAACUAAUAAUCAAACAACCUCAGCCACCAGAGCCACAAAUUCAAAAUUCAUCUUUCCUUUGAGACCAUGUCCAGAAUUCAUCCGGCGGAGAAUACACAGCAAGACUACUUGUCCAUAGAGAAUGGUGAUCAUAUUAACCGGCCAAGUCCAUCCGUGCUCACCGUGUGGAAGAGAUCGAGCAUGACUUUCCAAGGCACCGAUGGAUUCACAGUUUUUGAUAGUCAUGGAACACUGGCUUUUCGGGUUGAUAACUACACCAGGAAGAGCCCUUGUAGCACCGGCGGACUCGUCCUCAUGGACGGAACUGGCAAGGCUUUGCUAUCACUCAAACCCCAGAUAUUGAGCAUGCAACUUCAAUGGAAUGCGUAUAGAGGAGGAGAAGAUGAAUGUGGUAAAAGUAGUCGAUUAUUCGCGAUGAGAAGACCAAUCUCUCUGAUCAACAAUAGUAGCAAAUAUGAAGCAGAAAUCUUCAUCGGAGGUCCGACAAAGGGAAGCCAACCCACACCAGAUUUCAGGAUAGAGGGCUCGUUUGCGAGGCGAAAUUGCAAGAUCAUCAAGACAAGUACAAGUAGUCCCAGUGGCCAAGUACUGGUGGCAAAGAUAUCGAGGAAGAAGGUAAACAAGACUGUAAUGUUGAACGACGACGUUUUCAGCCUGCAAGUACAGCCCGGAUUCGAUCUUCAGCUUAUUAUGGCCUUUGUAGUCGUCUUGGAUCGAAUCUGUCGCAAGCCUUUUGCACCUGUUUUGUGCUCUUGAAACACUACUGUCAAUUCUAUCUUGUACACAAAUCUUUUCCAAUUUUCCUAAUAAGGCUCUCAAUUUCUUUGUAUCUAAAUAAUAUUUACGCUUUUUUGUGAAAAAUUAAAAUUAAGCUCA
Cornus florida is the source of this 1041-nucleotide messenger RNA. Its product is annotated as protein LURP-one-related 5-like. The coding region runs from base 232 to 921 and encodes 229 amino acids. The transcript is spliced from 2 exons. The record is from RefSeq and is a predicted model, not a curated record. NCBI's taxonomy places the organism in Eukaryota, Viridiplantae, Streptophyta, Magnoliopsida, Cornales, Cornaceae.